UGAAGUUCAUGUUUCCACUUAGGUCUGUUAGCUGGGGAGACGCGCGGCUACCGGAAGAAAUUCUUUAGAAGAACAUCAUGGCUGACUGAAGUCGUGUAGCGCCUCUCCGCCUACGAGAAGAGAAGCCGAACCGAGUCUCUGUCGUAUCUGCGAGGCUCUCUUGGGUGUCGGUUCCCACUCCGAGCGCGAGAGUUCCUCAAGAUGGCAGGGGAACAGAAGCCUCCAAACAAUCCUCUGGAGCAGUUUAUUCUCCUGGCAAAGAGUGCAAAGGGAGCAGCACUGACUGCGCUGAUUAGCCAGGUGCUGGAGGCCCCAGGGGUCUAUGUUUUUGGGGAGCUGUUGGAGUUGCCUUGUGUGCAGGAGCUUUCAGAUGGACCAAAUGCUGGAUAUUACCAUUUGCUGAACAUGUUUGCUUAUGGCACUUACCCUGACUACACAGCCAACAAGGAAGCCCUCCCAGAGCUAUCUGUGGCACAGAGGAACAAGUUGAAGCAUUUAACUAUUGUCAGUCUGGCAGCUCAGAUGAAGUGCAUUCCCUAUUCUGUGCUUUUGAGAGACCUUGAUGUGAAGAAUUUGCGUGAGCUUGAGGACCUCAUCAUUGAAGCCGUGUAUACAGAUAUUUUUCAGGGAAAACUUGACCAACGCAACCAGCUUCUGGAAGUGGACCUUUGCAUUGGCCGAGACAUCCAAAGAAAAGACACAAGCAGCAUAGUCAAAACUCUUCAGGAGUGGUGCAGUGGCUGUGAAGUGGUGCUUUCAGGCAUUGAACAGCAGGUUAUCCGUGCAGAUCAGUGUAGAGAGAACAGCAUCAGAAUAGCACAGCAAAUGGAAGCAGAGGUUUUAAAUAUAAAGAAGACAUUGAAAGCCACAGCAUCCACUUCUGCCCAAGAUGUUGACCCCCACUUGAUGGACAGGGAUGCAGUGCAGCCUGCAGACCAGAGGCAAACACUAAAAAAGAUUGCCAAAGUGAGGGGCCUUGUGUCCCUCCGACAUUGAGAUUAAAGUGGGCAGCACUGCUUGAGGGAGAUGUGACUGCCAUGCUGCGCCCAUUUAGAUACGGGCAUACACAUACACAAUUUGAGGGCAGAAGCUCUUUAUAGUGUUUAUUUUAGUUUAAUUUCUUUACUGUUGAAUGUUUUAAAGAAGUCAAUCCAGUGUUGAGAAAAACACUGCUCUGCUGUGGAUGCAAAAAGCUGGGUAUGGAGAGGUGACCAUCUUGCUGACUUUGUAUUGUCUAGAUGACACAUUGUUUCCUGCAACCUGGUGACGACUCAAACCCAUUUCUAAAUCAUCCAGCUAGAUAACUUUUCUGGUAUAUUUUUUUUUUUUUUUUUACACCCCAGUUCAGAAACAAAGUUUACAUAAGCGCGUAUCCUGGAAACUUGAUUUAUUAAUGAUGUUUUUGUAACAUUUUGUAUUGCAUGUUUUGUUGUUUUUUCAUGUGUGGUUGCUGGCCUUAUGCUUUGUACUUGGCAGCACCUUCUUUCAUUCAGUGUGGGGCACUUUCAGCUCGAGCCAUUUGUUUGCAACAAUCUCAGGCUUGCUACUGAAUGUGCCCAUCAACUUCCCCAUCCCCCAGAUAUUCCCAUCCUCACCAGUCACACACCAGUUCUUCCACUGGCAGUUUUGCUGUUAUUUUUCCCAUGUACUUAAAAAAUUUGGGAAGUAAAGUUAUUUUAUAAAUGA
Messenger RNA from Polypterus senegalus (gray bichir), 1686 nucleotides. RefSeq names its product COP9 signalosome complex subunit 7b-like. Lineage: Eukaryota; Metazoa; Chordata; Cladistia; Polypteriformes; Polypteridae. Gene Ontology annotation, biological process: COP9 signalosome assembly. Gene Ontology annotation, cellular component: COP9 signalosome. The coding region runs from base 202 to 996 and encodes 264 amino acids. The record is from RefSeq and is a predicted model, not a curated record. The transcript has 7 exons.